Molecule: messenger RNA, 1470 nt
Organism: Penicillium diatomitis
Lineage: Eukaryota; Fungi; Ascomycota; Eurotiomycetes; Eurotiales; Aspergillaceae
Gene: pmi1
Product: mannose-6-phosphate isomerase pmi1
Exons: 4
Coding region: 1-1470 (489 amino acids)
Biological process (GO): GDP-mannose biosynthetic process; carbohydrate metabolic process
Cellular component (GO): cytosol
Molecular function (GO): zinc ion binding; mannose-6-phosphate isomerase activity
Source: RefSeq, a predicted model, not a curated record
AUGCAGAUUCCAUUGCUUCGCCUACAGUGCGGCGUCAACAGCUACGACUGGGGCAAGGUCGGCCACGAGUCGGCAGCAGCACGUUAUGCCGCAACGACAGCGCCCUCGGAUUUCACAAUCGAGGCCGAGAAGCCCUACGCAGAGGUAGGACCGUUUCGUUCUCGUCGCAGACCGGCGAUGUUGGGAUUCAAGCUCGGUGGGCGCAGACAUGCUGACCGGCUUCAACAGCUAUGGAUGGGCACACAUCCUUCCCUGCCUUCCAAGGACCUCGAGACUCAGCGGUCCCUUCUCGAUCUCGUGCAAGACAAUCAGGCUCUGAUGUCGAUCGACAUUACCGAACGAUAUGGGGGCAAGCUUCCUUUCCUGUUCAAGGUCCUCUCCAUCCGCAAGGCCCUGAGCAUCCAAGCCCACCCGAACAAGAAACUGGCCGAGCAGCUCCACCAAAAAGAUCCAAACAACUAUAAAGAUGACAACCACAAACCCGAGAUGACCAUUGCAAUCACCCAGUUUGAGGGUCUUUGCGGUUUCCGUCCCUUGGCCGAGAUCGCUCAUUUCCUCCAGGCUGUUGCACCCCUUCGCAAGCUGGUGGGUUCGGAGGCUGCCAGCAAAUUUGAGAAGACGAUCCGGGACAACGAAGAAUCGAGCGACGAGGAGACGGUACAGAGGAACAAGGAUGCCCUUCGGUCCCUAUUCACAACACUGAUGGAGUCCAAGUCGGAAGACAUUGAGAGCGCCGGUAAAGAUCUUGUCUCUCUGGCAGAGAAUUCGCCGUCCCAGUUCGGUGUCCUUGCAGACAAUGGGGCCACGAACCCCUCCAACCCCGAAGAGCUGGCCAGCAUCAUUUGCCGGCUGAACAGCCAAUUCCCCAAAGACAUUGGAUUAUUUGUCUUCUUCUUCCUCAACUUCAUCAAGUUAUCCCCCGGCGAGGCCAUGUUCCUCAAGGCUGACGAUAUCCAUGCCUACGUCUCCGGAGAUAUCAUUGAGUGCAUGGCCUCGUCUGACAAUGUUGUCCGAGCUGGAUUCACCCCCAAAUUCAAGGACAUUGACACAUUGACGCAGAUGCUCACCUACUCAUACGCACCCAUUGACGAGCAGAAGCUUACUCCCACUGACUAUCCCUACGCCACUCUCAACGCCGCCGCCUACUCAAGUGGCUCAUCCUGCCUUCUUUAUGAUCCGCCAAUUGAGGAGUUCAGUGUGCUGAAGACGGACCUCAAACGACCGGGCGCCAAGGUGACGUUUGAUCCAAUCGAUGGCCCGAGCAUCCUGAUCUGCACAGGCGGCGAAGGCCGAAUCACUGUUGGCAGCAAGACCGAGGACGUUAAAGAGGGUCAUGUCUUCUUCAUUGGAGCCACGGCCGAGUGUGUCAUCGAGAAGACUGGUAGUGGCGAUGGCGAUGAAAACGCGUUCACAACAUACAAGGCGUUCUGUGAGCUUACUGGUAAGGAGGACAUGACCAAUGGAAAUUGA